AUGGACGCGCCACGGGCGCUUCGAAGCCUGAGGGCCGAGGAGUUGCGACAGCUGUGCAAGGAGCAGGGCCUCGACUCCCGUGGCCUCAAGGGUGAGCUCAUCCAGCGACUGGCGCAGCUAAGGGCCGACCAGUCCAGCGAUGGCCCGUCGUCGUCUCCACAGAGGCCAUCUCCGAGGGCCAAAGCCAAGGCAAAGGGCAGAGCCAAGGCUAAGGCACUCAAUGGAGAAGGUCGAAGCGCUGAAGAUCCAGUUGCGAGGACCACUAAAAGCUCUCCGUCCACCCGGACCAAUCGCAGCGCAGUCCCAGCACUGCUGCGACGAGCCCAACCUGGUGCAGGCGUGAGCCUUUAUGCAGCCUCAAGGCAGCAGCUGAUGCGGUGUGUAAGAUGCCAGGCGCUUUGCAACCUUCUUCAUGGACGGUACAGCGACAACCCGGAAGAUUUCUGGUGUCCGCUGUGCCGGUUCAAGGUGAUGGAUCCGUUCAACAUGGUCGUCGAGGACGGCGGCGUGCUGAAGCUCCUGAUGGUCGUGGAGCCGCAGUUCGAUUUUACACUGGAGCUCCCAGAUCUACGGCAGUGGCGUCGGGAAGGCAAGUCCGUGGAGGUGCGGAUGCUUCGAGUGAACAGCACCAAAGUGGAGCAGGUGUGGCCGCGUCAGAUCCAUGUCUUCGCCAACGGAAUCGAGGUGUUUUCGGUUCACCCGCCGGAGGAGGGACACAAGCGGCGAGAUGUGCCUCAACACAUUUCCAGUGGCCUGAAGGGGGGCCGGAACGACAUCACCGUGCGGAUGGUCGAUGACGACUGUGUGGGCUUUGCCUUUGUUGUGCUGCUCACCCGAUACCAGAGCACCGAGGAGAUGGCAGAGCAGGUCGAAAACGUCAGCGUGGACGUUGCGCGAAAGCGUGUGUGCGAAUUGCUGGCCAAGCAAGCUGCCAGCGCGCGAGCCGGUGGGCUGGGUAACAGCGAGGAUCUCGUUUGCCUGACCUCCGAGACGUUGAAGCUCCGAUGUCCUAUCACCAUGGAGCGAGUUCAGGAGCCCGUCCGCGGGGACCUUUGUCAACACACGCAGUGCUUCAGCCUGAAAGCAUACAUGACCAGCAAUCGCAACAUGGGCGCCUUUAACCGCAGAUGGCUUUGUCCUCUCUGCACCCAGACUCUGCGCCCUUGGGAUUUGCGUCGCGACGCCUACGUCGCUGAAGUCUUGUCCUCGACGCCACGUGAUGCAGAGGAGGUCCUCGUCAACUCUGACGGCAGUUGGAGGACUACUGGCGGCGACGGCGGCGUGAGGGACGACAGCCCAGCGUCUGAUGAGACGCUACAGGGAGAGAGACCUGUGAUCACCAACGUAGAGGAGACUGUGGACUUGGAUUCGCCAAUGCCGUCUCCUUCGCAUGAACCUGCUGGUCCAAGGCUGGAAUCCUCGCCGUCCGGACAAGAGCCAGAAGCGUGCGGCUUGAGUGGAGGCGCGCUCCCAGAAUCGCCGGUAAAAGCUCCAGGCUCUCCAAGUUCGGGCCCGAGGACGCCGAGUGGCCCUCGUCGUACGGAGGAGCCCGGAUGCGGGCGCCCGCGUCUUCUCCUCGACAAGCUGUCGUCGGCUCCUCCCAAGGCGCAAGACGGAGGCUACGACUUCGCUGUUGCGAUGUCCAACGUGGCAGGAGUCUUUUCCGCUUCAAACGCAGCAUCGGGAUUGGCAUCGACGGCGCCCAUCGCCUCGGCUAUCCAGCGUCGCUUUGCCCAGUUUCAGCUGGAGGAUGACGACACAUCACCUGCAAAGAAAGCUCAGCCAAAAAGGCGGCUUCCGGCAGCAAAAGGCAAGUCCAAGCGGCCCCGGAAAGGCGACAGCUGUUCGACGGAGGCAGCUACGCCCGCCCGAUCUACGAGGAAAGGGCCUUACGUGGAGUCCAUGGACUUGGCGAAAGUUGGGCUCGCUGGCGGAUUGCAGCCCAUCGACUUAGACUGA
Symbiodinium sp. CCMP2592 is the source of this 1959-nucleotide messenger RNA. The record is from the annotation of a GenBank genome assembly. Lineage: Eukaryota; Dinophyceae; Suessiales; Symbiodiniaceae.